Molecule: messenger RNA, 3384 nt
Organism: Symbiodinium sp. CCMP2592
Lineage: Eukaryota; Dinophyceae; Suessiales; Symbiodiniaceae
Source: the annotation of a GenBank genome assembly
AUGUCGCACAAAGACAGCAUGUGCUCCCUGCCGGCUAUAUGGGCUUCUGUGAAGCGCCGGCAGUGGCAGCAAGCCCUUAUACUGCUUGCGGUGUUGGUGCAGGAUGACAAGGCCAGCAUUGCUGCAUGUAAUGCAGCCAUAAGUGGCUGUGAGAAGGCGGGCAAGUGGCAGCAGGCACUGGCACUGCUGCGAUACAUCUGGGAGUUGAGGUUUCGAGAGGAUGUGGUCAGCUACAACUGCAGCAUCAGUGCGUGUGAGAAGGGUGUCGCCCGGUGGGAGCAAGCUCUGCAUUUGGUGGAGAACCUGCUGUCGCGGGGCCUUCUCUCCGAUAUAGUCACGUCCAGUGCUGUCAUAAGUGCAUGCCAAAAGGGUCAACGCUGGCCGAAAGGAUUGCUACUGUUCUCAAGCCUGGAGCAGAACCUGCUGGAUCCGAACGUGGUUACCUUUACAGCUGCGGUCAAUGCCUGCCACAAUGAUAGUCGGUGGCCUUUGGCGAUUGGUCUGCUAAAGCAGCUUCAGGAUUUGUGGCUGCAAAGCGACACGGUAGCCUAUGGGGCAACCCUCUCCUCUUGUGAGAAGGGCUUGGAAUGGGAGAUUGCUAUCCAUUUGCUUGAGGAGAUGUGCAUGCUGCGUCUGCAGCUCAGCAUUGUCGCCUGCAGCUCAGUGCUCACAGCCUGCGAGAAAUGCGGCCAGUGGCUUUGGGCCUUGUCACUCCUUGCAGACUUGCAUCUUCGACGCAUGCGGGUGGACGUCAUCGCGCAUAACGCUGCCAUCAGUGCAUGUGGGCGAUGCAGUGAGUGGCAGUGGUCCUGCCAGCUCUUGCAAGACCUGCUCACUGGAGCCAUGAGCCCAUCCUCCGUAACAUACAACUCUUGUCUGGGUGCCUGUGUGGCGGGAUUUCAAUGGCAAGGAGCAUUGCAGGUGUCGACGGAAUUCGGCAGAGGGUUACGCCGGGACAUCAUCACCUACAACUCUGCGAUUUCGGCUUGCCAAAAAACGGGGCAGUGGCAGCAAGCACUGAAUUUAGGAAGGAACGUGCGAACACAGACAAUCAUGACGACGGCGAUAACAUAUGCUACGACCAUCGCCGCUUGUGGAGAAGAAGGCUUGUGGCAAAGUGCUUUCUGCCUCCUAUGCGAACUGAAACAAGAGCGACUGGAGCUGUCUGUAGCAUCGUGCGGUGCUGCCAUCAGUGCGUGUGCCCAGGGCAAUCAGUGGGAGCAGGCGCUGCAACUCGUGGAGCAAAGCAUAGAGGCAUCCGUGCAGAGCACUCUCGUGAUGUUCAGUGCCGUGAUGACCGCCUGUGAGAACAGCGAGCAAUGGAGCUGGGCCUUGUUCGUCUUUGACCAGCUAUGUCAAAAAUGCAUGGAACCCGAUGUCGUCGCUUACAACGCCAGCGUCAGCGCAUGCCAGAAAGGACAGCGAUGGUGGCAGGCUAUGACAAUCCUGGCGGGUAUGAGUCAGUCGUCGGUGGAUGCGACGAUCGCCAUCCCCGUUGGCGAGACAGUGCCACCUGCGCAACCUCCACCGGAGGAAGCCGGCCUAUCGCAUGCCAUCUCCUUGGCGAUGCGGGAGCAGUACUCGCCAGAGUGCUCGAUUUAUGUGGGUGGCCUGGAAGGAGAGGACGAAAUCUGGCCAGAACAGCUGUACGAGCAUUUCAAGGAGUGCGGGGAGGUGAAGCGAGUCUGUAUCAAGAUUGACAAGGCUUCUGGUGAAAGGCUGGGCCAUGCCUACGUGGACUUUGCUGAGGAGUCUCAGGCGGAGGCGUGCCUGCAGCGCUACCUGUAUCAAGCUUUGUCAGUUGUGGCGUGUGGGAGGUUCUCCGAUUUUGUGGGACCUAAUUGGUGGGUCUUGCUGAAGGCACCGCCUCGAACACCGUGGCGGCCGGAAGCUUACAUCAAGUCUGGAAGGGGUCGUUCUUGUCACUUGCCUGGACUCUACCAUCGCAGCCUUCAGUUUUCAAGCUUGAAGCAACUCAACGAUGUGCUGCUAAACUCUGCUCCAAUGGCGCUGGGCACAGUGUUGCUGUCAUGUGCUGCCCUCUCCGGGGUGGCGUAUCGUGAAAGCUUCGCCAAGAUCCAGCAGGACGCGGCAGAUUCGGAGCUGAGCAGACCGGCAGAGCGGCCGAUGGGCCGAUGGGCCGAUGCCUUGCAGGAGCUCGAGCUGGAGCUCCAGGAAGAGCUGCAGCUCCGCGCCGAGCUCCAGGAGGCCUUCGACGCCUUCGAGGCGCUGGAAGGCGGGCACGUCCUUUGCACCGGCAGGGCUUUUACGCCCUUGCGUUUGUUUUCUGGCACAGGCGAUGUCGCCCUCUUCGGGGACAUGCGGGAAGGCCGCUUCGCAGAGGCUGCGAAGACGCUGGAAGACGAUCCGACUUCCGUAUUCAGCCGACUACAGGUCGGCUUCUCGAGAGGGCAAAACCUUGUGGUCGUGGGAGCUGGUGGGGUCGGCAAGACCGAGACGAUCAAGCUGGCAAUGGAGGACCCCGUCUAUAAGUCCAAGGCCAGCUUCGAUCUGCGGUCAUGGUACAUGGACCAGGUUGGCAUGACAAAGGAGAACCGUGGCGACUACGUCAAGGGCUACGCAGAAGACGGCACGUCAGCAGUCAAGGCGGAGCAGCUGCGGCUGCUUCAGGAACGCCAAGACAGCAUCAAGCACGAGAUCGGAGAGCAAAAAGCCGACAUUCUCUUCUUCGAUGAGGUGGACUUGGGCAACGGCUUUCUCAAUCAGGAUGAGCUUGACGCAAUGAAGUUACUCCUCGAGUGGGGCAACGAGCUUGCGCCUAACAAGUCCAAAGUUGUCGUGCUUCAUCCUUUGGUCUCCACACAGGCUGCAGUGCACUCGGUGCUGGCUUCGAAUGGCUUCCCGUCUCCAGGUGAUGCUACGUGGAUUGACUUUAGUCAGCCGUACACUGCGAGCCAAGAGGCAGCCAUGAUUACUGGCAUCCUGGCCGGCCGUCCCGUUGCGGAAGUCUCGAGUGUUGUGACCGGGCUUCAGCGCUACUUCAUGGGCAUGCCAAACGCAUACUUGCCUUUCCUCAUUAACAAGGGAGGAAUUCUGGACGAGCUCUCCGCGAUGCCGCUGGAGGCAGCCAGCGAGACCAUGCGCUCGACAGUGAAGCAAAAGAUUGGCGGGAGACUGAUCCAGAUCAAUAUCGGCUUCCAGGCAUCAGAGGCUGCGCGCACUGGAAUCAAACUGCUGCUGGACCACCCUGAUGCCACAAUCCAGGACGAAGAAGCACGGAAUGGUGGAGUGGCCGCCAUGGCCUUGGAGAAGCAAGGCGCUACAUAUGUCAUUCCUCCCGUGAUGAGGGAUGCCUUCCGCGACUAUUGCAAAGAUGCAUCGGACAAGGAUAAGGCCAAGGUGAAGCCGAUCUGUGAUGAGUGA